Molecule: messenger RNA, 2647 nt
Organism: Corylus avellana
Lineage: Eukaryota; Viridiplantae; Streptophyta; Magnoliopsida; Fagales; Betulaceae
Product: Protein kinase superfamily protein
Biological process (GO): mitotic DNA damage checkpoint signaling; protein phosphorylation
Cellular component (GO): nucleus
Molecular function (GO): ATP binding; protein serine/threonine kinase activity
Source: RefSeq, a predicted model, not a curated record
CACCACUCUCCAAAUCCACUCCCAAGUAUCUCAUAUCUGGAGUUCCAUGGAGACUCGCCUCGCUGACUCGGACCUUAGCCUAACCACCACCACCAACACCGCUGUCGCCGCCGCCGCCAAUUCAGAAAAGGCGUGGCACCUUCUCGCCCUCCUCCUCUCGCUUGGCCGCACCGCUCGCCCCGCCGAGCUCGCCUCCCGGUGCGCCCUCUUCCGCGUCUCCCCCGACUUCAUCGAGUUCCUCUGCUCCGUCCCUGGCUCGCUGCUCCUCUUGACUGGCGAUUUCCAUGUCACUCUCUCUCCACUGGCCCUAACCGCUCUCGCGGAGUUUGUGUCGAAUUCGAAUUUGAGAUCCGCCUUCACCCCGCAGAUCGGGAAUAGGCUAUGGAAUGAUAUCGAUUUCCUGAAAGUCUACUCUAGGAAGCGCAAGCCGAGUACGUCUUUGAUUCCUGAGCUUGCGCCGGUGCCCAAAAGGAUAGCCAAUUGCGAUUCCGGAGCUGCAGAAGAAGAGAGAAAGUCGUGGUUAUGUUUACGGAAACCGAUUCAAAAUGUUUGUCCAAAGGUACAGUUUUAUGUGACUGACGAUGUAAGCAGGAGCAUAAAUAUGCAGCCAAGUGACAUGUCCGUAAUGGUAGAAGGCGACAUUAGAACAAGCAUAUUUCUGCAAAGGAAGGUGAACAAGCGGAUAAUGGCAUGUGAGCCUGAUUCAGGACCGGCUCUUCCAAAUACCAUUGUGGAUCAUCUGGUUGUGAGCAAAGAUGCUAAAAUAAAUGAGAGAGAAUUUGGAAGUACAAUGAAUAUCAAUGCGACAUGUUGCCUAGAAGAUGCUAAAUAUAGGAAAACUGUUUGUACUCCCAAAGAGAAGCGGCCGUGUAGAAGGGAUCAGACAUCAAUCAGCAUGGCGCAGAAAUUGCAGCGUAACCAUGACAACAGGCACAUUAAGGAAAAAAGGGGGAGCUCUACUUCUGUUUUUCCCAAGGAUCAACAGGAGACAAAAUUACUUCCAAACUUCGAAUUAUAUAAUGUAGAAGAAGAAGAAGGUUCAGGUGGUUAUGGCACUGUUUACAGGGCACGGAGGAAAAGCGAUGGAAUUACAGUUGCAAUUAAAUGCCCUCAUGCUAAUGCUCAUAAGCACCAUGUUAUCAAUGAACUGAAGAUGCUGGAGCGGUUUGGGGGUAAAGACUUCAUUAUAAAAUAUGAAGGUUGUUUCAAGAACGGAAAUUCUGAUUGCUUUGUUCUAGAGCAUGUUGAGCAUGAUAGGCCUGAGGUGUUAAAAAAAGAAAUCAAUGUGUUUCAGCUUCAGUGGUAUGGCUAUUGCAUGUUUAGAGCGCUUGCGAGUCUCCAUAAGCAGGGAAUAGUUCACAGAGAUGUUAAACCUGGCAAUUUCCUUUUCUCUCGUAAGGCUAAUAAAGGUUAUCUUAUUGAUUUUAACCUUGCCAUGGAUUUGCAUCAGAAGUAUGGAAACACUAGCAAGUCAAGGAUGGGGUAUGAUAGAAUGAGUCAUGUUAUGGUUCCUAAUUCAAAAUCUAUAUCUUCAACCACUAAAACUUCGCACGCAGUCUACCGUGAGACACCAAAAGGUUCCAAGUCAAAUUUAGAUCCUAAGAACCUGAAGAGAAAGGCUUUGGGGCAAGCAAAGGUUUGUAAAGACUUGGUUAGUUUGAAUGUAAUCAAAAGUCAAGGUGCAGAUGGCUCAGGCAUAACCUCAGCCAAGGAUGUGACAAGCACCAGGACUCCUUCAACAGAAAGACGGAGGGAACCUAUUCCACGGCAAGGCAGGAAGGAGCUCAUCAGCCUGUUGCAGGAAGCAAUGAGGAGUCCAAAUUACAAAGCACCAAGUGUUCCAGCUCCUAUGAGAAAAAGAGUUGCUGCCUCUCCUAGACAAGUGGAUAGUAACCUUUUCUAUAUUACUCCUAUGCCCCUGCAUUCAACUGUUAUUGAUGUUGCCGGUGCUGGCUCAAUAAAGAAAAAAGGGGAUGGAAAGCAAAAGAGAGAAGGUCCUUGUGUUGGAACCAAAGGAUUCCGUGCUCCUGAGGUCUUGUUCAGAUCUCCACAUCAAGGCCCCAAGGUUGAUAUCUGGUCUGCUGGAGUUACCUUACUAUACCUGAUGAUUGGAAGAACAUCUUUUUUGGGUGAUCCUGAACAGAACAUAAAGGACAUAGCAAAGAUGAGGGGCAGUGAAGAUUUAUGGGAAGUCGCCAAGCUACACAACCGUGAAUCCUCAUUCCCAUUGGAUCUCUAUGAUACACAAUAUUUUCCAUCUAUAAAGCUGCAAGAUUGGUGUGAAACAAACACAAAGAGACCAGAAUUUCUCGAGGUAAUCCCAAGAUCACUCUUUGAUCUUGUGGAUAAGUGUUUAACAGUGAACCCUAGAUUGAGGAUCAGUGCAGAGGAAGCUCUUAACCAUGAAUUCUUUGCUCCAUGCCAUGAAAGCCCGAGAAAGGAGAGGCUGAAAUGUGGAACUAGCCAUUCUUUACAUGGACAAUGCAGCGCCAAACCUGUGCAGAUUUCUGGAGGCCAAUGUUGAUCAACUUACCGGUGGGUCUUUUUUUUUUUUUUUUAAGCCUACAUGUUGAUUAGCUCUUGGCUCUUAGCUUUUUAUGAUAGCAAUUUCUGUUGUAAUAGUGUAAAAUUUCAGAUUUUUUUUUUU